GUCACCAAUUGCCACCAUCUCGCUUCUGUCCGUUCAUCGCUCAUCACUCACCACUACUCCGUCAACCUCCACGCCAUCACCGGAAAGAGCGUGGCCGUGCAUAUCACGCCCCUCUGUGCAUAUACCUGCUCUCGGCAGCAGGAGAGCUUCACACAUCAACCGCGCCGGCCCUCUUCAUCCUCUCCCUCGACGCCCGACCCGCGAAACCUCACGUAGCGCCAUGCCCCUCGGCCUUAUCGGGCGCUGGGGCGGCGCGGCCGUUGCCCACGGCAAGCGCCUGAUUCACACCGUCGUGUUCAGCAUGCCCUCCAACGAAACGGGGAACGGCACGUACGCCGCGCUCGCCAAUGCGACGAACGUGACAGUCCCCGUCGCCCCCAUAGGGAAGCCACAGACCAUGCCGCAGCUCAGUUUCGCUGGAAGCGGCUAUGAUGUGACGGUCAUCAUUAUGGCGAUUCUCCUCAACCGAAUCCACAACAUCGCUCACCGCGAACGGCGCCCUCCGCCUCCGCCCCCCGACUCCCCAGGCUGGCGGGCUGCGCUCCGCCGGCGCGUCCGCACCGCUCUCACGAGUCCUGCGGCUCCCGCGUGGCUGCGCAUACCCGGCAUCCUGGUGCUGCUGCGGGCGUGGGCGCUCUUCACUGUCGUCCUCAUGCAGACGGCGCACGUGUGGCCCAGGAACGCCGGCGACGCGGUCGAGCGGCUCGACAGCUAUCUUGGUCUGAGCCGCCACGCAACAGCGUACCCGCUCAGAGGAGGGCUCACGUACUUCGCCGGCGUGAUUGACCGGUUAGGUGGUUGGGGUGCCGGCAUGCCCAUGCCCGAGGUGUGCUGGACCGUGUUCGUCAGUGUGUGCUUUGGUCUCACGAUGGGCGCGCUUUCGACCGGUCUUGACGUCGCACGACGCCGAGAUGUCGGAGUUGGCUUCAACCUUUUCGGCAUAGCCUACGUCCUUCACCUUUACGCUUCCCCAUUAACGCACGUUCGAAACCCGCAGGCGUCCCCGCAUAGCCGCCCCGACGUCCACCCUCUGUUCCAGCUCUGGAUCGGGCUCACCGAGCUCACAUGGCUGCAGAUCAACGAGCUGUCGCCCAGGCUGCGACGCAACCAGCUCGUACCCACCGGUGUAUGCGGGUCACUCGGUCUCGCAGCCUUCACUCACAGCCUCUGGACGCAGCAGCUGCGCUUCCCAAGCUUUACCUUCCUUACCCACCUGCUCGCACUCGUGCUGUCCAUUAUCAUCGGCUGCACCCUUGCCGUGCGAGCCAUCACCCUGCUCUUCACGCAAGGCCACAUCCCAUCGCCGGUACUGCAGAGCCUCUUGCCUCACGAGGGUGCACUCCCCUCGACAGAGGAUGAUAUUAGCAUUGCGCUCCUCAAGCUAGGAGUUGCGUGCAUUGAGUCGACGCAAUUCUCAGGCCUGCGAAACGAGCUUGCUCCAAUUAAGGAGACCCAACCGCAGGUGCGCAUCAACGGGGACGGUGUUGAGAUGGUCGGUGUCAAAGUCGGCAAUGGCGGUUUCGGCACACGCAUCGACAAGAUUGAAGCAAUGGAGCUGACGGAUCCGAACGCCGAGAGCCCCUACCUGGUGCACAUCACGCGGCUAGGCGCGGCGUGCGUCUUCCUCGCCCGCAAUAUUCUCUGGACGACCAUCCUGUCGACUUGGGUGGGGCGCGACAUCUAUCGCCUGGUAUGGCGGGCUUAUCAGGCCCGGUGGUGGUACGGCCCCCGACAGUGGACAUUCUGGCGCAGCGAAGCCUGGGAGGCACCGCCGCGGAGGUAUGGAGGCGAGCCACCGUUGUUGUUAGCCUGGGCUUUGGCCCAGCGGCGUAAGCUUGCUCUGGAACGCAUGCGCGGGAUACGCAUCGCGCCGCCUCCCGAGCCCACGAUCGCCGAGGCCACGGACGAGAGCUGGACGUACGACCAGGUCCUCCGUGGCGAGGUCGAGGUGGAGGACGACGACGACGACUGGCGCUCCGAGCACUCGGACGCGUCAGGCGAAAGUGACCUGGAGGACGAGGAGGACGAGGCGGCGCUCUACCGCGACUUGAUGCGCGCCAAGUCUCCAGACGAGGACGGCGAGGCCAUCCAGCCCAUCCUGCUAGCGCACCUGACUUCGACGUCAACGUCGCCCCUCACGCGCCGCCGGUACGCCGAGAUCCGGUCGGGCCCGGCCUCCGCGCCCUCGACACCCACACGCGCCCUCACGACUGCGACUGCCCCCUCUCUCGAUCCGUUGAGCAGCGCGAUCGCCGCGCGCCAGGAGGACAUGAGAGGCGUGCAGCGCGACGAGUGGGACGAGGAGCGCCGCCGCUCCUGCGUCGUCUGCAUGGUGCAGACGCGCGAUGUGAUCCUGUGGCCGUGCCGAUGCCUCCUUAUGUGCAGUGACUGCCGUGAGAGCCUCGCCGCCCGCUUGCCUGCCAAAGACCAGGCGUGUCCCAGCUGCCGCACGAAGGUUGAAGGGUACAGUCGCAUCUAUGUGCCGUAGUGUAUGCAUGGCGUGUAUGUUAUC
This is a messenger RNA of Cutaneotrichosporon oleaginosum, 2512 nucleotides long. RefSeq lists its product as uncharacterized. The record is from RefSeq and is a predicted model, not a curated record. NCBI's taxonomy places the organism in Eukaryota, Fungi, Basidiomycota, Tremellomycetes, Trichosporonales, Trichosporonaceae. Gene Ontology annotation, molecular function: ubiquitin protein ligase activity. Gene Ontology annotation, biological process: protein ubiquitination; ubiquitin-dependent protein catabolic process.